CACAAAAGAUGGCAUAUACAAUAAUUGAUGCUUCGACGUCGCCGCUUUUUCAAGAAACCAUCUCUUUAUAUAAAUCAAUCUCUCCUCACAUCACCACCAUUCAAUUACGAUAACAAAACACACAAGAAUGGCUUGUACUCAUCACUUCCAAUCAUCAGAUCCAUGGAGGACGCAACACUCUCUCCAAGAAAACAAACUAAAUGCUGAUCAUGAUGCUACAUCGAACACAGUACUCUUACCAGAACACCACGAAGACGACGGGGGAAUCCAAGAAGCGUGGGCCGCAAUUGGAAACUCUGGUGGCAGAGGAGGAGGAGGAGGAGGAGGCUAUUUCACCGGCGAGAGUAGGAAGAAGCUUGAAAAGAAGAAGAGCCAAGUGUUGCUUGAGGGAUACGCCUUGGAUGAUCAAGAUGAUUUGACGAGAGCCAAGAGUUUGACGGAUGAUGAUCUUGAGGAGCUUAAAGGUUGUUUAGAUCUAGGGUUUGGUUUUAGCUACGAUGAGAUCCCUGAGCUUUGCAACACUCUGCCUGCGUUAGAGCUUUGUUACUCCAUGAGCCAAAAGUUCUUAGAUGAUAAACAAAACCACCACAGCUCGUCGGAAGAAGAGGAUUCGCCGCCACCACCGACCACGACUACUCCAAUUGCAAAUUGGAAGAUCUCUAGCCCUGGUGAUGAUCCAGAAGAUGUAAAAGCUAGACUCAAAUACUGGGCACAAACUGUAGCUUGCACCGUACGGUUGUGCAGCUGAAAAAGAAUCGAUCAUCUCUUCUUGUCUGAAACAGAUUGGUUGAACUAGAGAAAAGACCUUCUUUGCAAGAAUGAAGUCUCUGCCUUUGUUAGCUGAGAAUAGACCUGCAAAUGGGUCUAUGGAUAAACUGUGAUGAGAUAUAGAGACACAAUCAAAUCUCCAACUGUAUUUUUAUAGAACUCUGCUUUUGGCUGAGGCUUAUAUGAUGACAUUGCUUCAAUCACAAGAUGUUAAUCAAAGAAAGCACAUGACCUUUGUAUGAUGUUUUUUUUUUCUUUUUUUUUUUUAACGUGUGAUUCUUAUCUUUUUUCCCGUGGCUAGGAAAGAAUCAGAAACUUUUGUGGUCAUAAGUUGUGAACACGCUCAACGUGUCGUGUACGAUAAGGAGAAAUCUUUCACGUGUUCUUUGUUACGUA
Molecule: messenger RNA, 1164 nt
Organism: Camelina sativa (false flax)
Lineage: Eukaryota; Viridiplantae; Streptophyta; Magnoliopsida; Brassicales; Brassicaceae
Source: RefSeq, a predicted model, not a curated record